This is a messenger RNA of Spinacia oleracea (spinach), 853 nucleotides long. RefSeq lists its product as uncharacterized. Gene Ontology annotation, cellular component: COPI vesicle coat. Gene Ontology annotation, biological process: intra-Golgi vesicle-mediated transport; retrograde vesicle-mediated transport, Golgi to endoplasmic reticulum; intracellular protein transport. The record is from RefSeq and is a predicted model, not a curated record. Bases 105 to 548 code for a protein of 147 amino acids. Lineage: Eukaryota; Viridiplantae; Streptophyta; Magnoliopsida; Caryophyllales; Amaranthaceae. The transcript is spliced from 5 exons.
UUCAUUUCUUCUUCUUUUUUAAAACAAAAAAAAAAAAACCAUUUUCAGUUUGACCACUUUCUUCCAACUCUCUCUCUGAGAAAGCAGAGCACAGAGGAAGAGAGAUGUUGCUGGCAAUGCUAAUUUCCAACUCAGAGGGCAACAUUCUCGUCGAAAGGUUCAAUGGGGUUCCUGUAGAGGAGCGGUUGCAUUGGCGAACUUUCUUAGUUAAGUUGGGUGGAGAGAAUCUCAAGGAUGCUAAGAAUGAAGAACUCUUUGUUGCUUCACACAAAUCGGUUUAUGUUGUGUAUACUAUGCUUGGAGAUAUUCACAUCUAUCUUGUUGGCAAGGAUGAGUAUGAUGAACUUGCUUUGUCAGAAGUUAUUUUCAUAAUCACCACGACAUUGAAGGACGUCUGUGGAAAACCACCAAAUGAGCGCCUGUUCCUGGACAAAUAUGGAAAAAUCUGCUUAUCCCUUGAUGAAAUUGUUUGGACGGGAGUUAUGGAGAAUACCGAUAAAGAAAGAAUCAAAAGACUUGUAAGGUUGAAACCCCCAACCGAGUUCUGAAUUACUUAGGGCAACAUUUCUGUUGAAAGGUAAACAACAAAGGUUUAUGACCUGGAGACCAAAACCUCAGUGGAUCAGCCUUCUCUCGUUAAACAUGCAUUACUCAGCUCCUGGUUUAAUUUGUAUCAAACUAACAAUACUAAUGUGAGUGUUAUAUUGGAUCAAAUCUACUCCUUACUACCAAGGAUAUUAUGAACCUGUAAGAACAUUUGGAUAUGCUUUGGAUGUUAUGAACCUGUAAGAGCAUUUGGAUAUGCUUUUUUAUCAACUUGCAAGCACGAAUCACCUCUCUGGAUUCUGGAACA